Bombus pyrosoma is the source of this 2194-nucleotide messenger RNA. Its product is annotated as succinate--CoA ligase [ADP-forming] subunit beta, mitochondrial-like. Gene Ontology annotation, cellular component: succinate-CoA ligase complex; mitochondrion. Gene Ontology annotation, molecular function: ATP binding; succinate-CoA ligase (ADP-forming) activity; metal ion binding. NCBI's taxonomy places the organism in Eukaryota, Metazoa, Arthropoda, Insecta, Hymenoptera, Apidae. Bases 89 to 1438 code for a protein of 449 amino acids. The transcript is spliced from 7 exons. The record is from RefSeq and is a predicted model, not a curated record. Gene Ontology annotation, biological process: tricarboxylic acid cycle; succinyl-CoA metabolic process.
AAUAUCAAGGAAGGUGGGGACAUGAAGGCGUAGACAGCGCAGCUUACAUUUGGCACUUUUGGCAGUCCACUGCCACUGCUUUAAUAAGAUGGCCACCAUGUUGUCUCGGACUAUCUCAAUCGUUGAAAAUUUUACCCGAUUCAAUGGGUCAAAGAUACUGGGAUGCAAAACCAACUUAGUAAAACAAUCAGUCAGGAAUUUGAAUGUUCAUGAACACAUCAGUUACAGUUUAUUAAAUGAAGCUGGAGUUCCAACUCCUAAAUUUGGAGUUGCUAAAACUGCAGAUGAAGCUGCCAAACUUGCUGCUGAUUUGAAGACCAAAGAUAUUGUUUUGAAGGCACAAGUCUUAGCUGGUGGCAGAGGAAAGGGACAUUUUAAAGGAACUAGCAUUAGUGGUGUAAAGAUGUGUGAAACGCCAGAAGAAGCAAAAAAGUUAGCCAGUCAAAUGUUAGGUAAAUUGUUAAUUACUAAACAGACAGGUGAAGCAGGUAGGAUAUGCAAUGCAGUGAUGGUUACACAACGUAUGUUUCCUCGUAAAGAAUACUAUCUUGCAGUUAUGAUGGAAAGAGCCUUUGGUGGUCCAGUCAUAAUAGCUUCAAGUCAAGGUGGUGUAAAUAUUGAGGAAGUUGCUGCAACAAAUCCUAGUGCUAUCAUGUAUGAACCCAUUGAUAUACAUAAGGGUAUUACGAAAGAGCAAGCAGAUCGAAUUGCUGUUAAACUUGGACUUCAGAAUGUUAAAGAUUAUAUUUCUAACAUCAUCAUGAACCUGUAUAAGAUGUUUCUUAAGAAAGAUGCUCUUUUAUUAGAAGUGAAUCCUUUAGCAGAAGAUGUUAAUGGAGAAUAUUUUGCUUUGGACUGCAAGUGCAGAUUUGAUGAUAAUGCUGAAUUUAGGCAAAAAGAACUAUUUUCCUUAAGAGAUUGGAGCCAGGAAGAUACUAAAGAAGUUGAAGCUGCUAAAUAUGAUUUAAAUUACAUUGCGCUUGAUGGUAACAUUGGUUGUAUGGUAAAUGGAGCUGGUCUAGCUAUGGCUACUAUGGACAUCAUAAAAUUGCAUGGAGGUGAACCAGCUAAUUUCUUAGAUGUAGGCGGUGGUGCGUCUACAUCUGCCGUGAAAGAAGCAUUUAAAAUAAUUACAUCAGAUUCACGAGUCCAUGCUCUUUUGGUUAACAUAUUUGGUGGAAUAAUGAGAUGCGAUGUUAUCGCAGAGGGAAUUAUCGCUGCAACUAAAGAACUUAGCUUAAAAAUUCCUGUUGUUGUUCGAUUACAGGGUACAAAUGUAGACGAAGCAAAAGCUCUUAUUGCAAAUGCAGGUUUAAAAAUUGUACCAAUAGAUGAUCUUGAUGAAGCUGCCCGAGUUGCGGUUAAAUUAUCAACGAUUGUUAAAUUAGCACAAUCUGAAAAUCUUAGCGUUAAUUUUGAAAUACCUUCAAUUUCAUAAAUAUAGUAAAAAUUGUUAUUUGCAUAUUAUCAGAACUUCGAGGAUAUAUUCAUAUUGCUAAAUGUUUGGAACAACAUUUGAAAGUAAUAACUAGAUUAAUAAUUUCGAAUGUCACAUCUGUGCUGUCUUUAGAAUUACAUUUGAGUACUUCACAUAUGUUUUUAUUAUAAGUGGAAUGGAAAGAAAGUUCAUUGAAAUUUUUGUUUUGCUCGAUGUUUGAAACAUUAAUAUUCUUCAUAAAAAGAGAUGAAUAUGAUCGUAAUUCUUAAUUACGGAUUUGUACAUUUGAGAAAAAAAAUUAAACCUGUAUUUAAUUACGCUCUUCUAUAUUUAAAAUAUUGCAAAAAAUACUAGACAAUUGAGCUACUUUCUUCUCAAUACAAGCACAAAUUCGUUCCCAAGAAGUACGCAGACUUUUUCAAGAAUGUAAUUUAUUGCUUACCCAAUUAACGGGGGUUUCUGUGAUUCAGUAUUAAAAUUAAGUUACAUAAUAUACACUUACUGACAUAGCCAUAUCUUUUGCACGAAAGUGUACUUGAUAUUCUUUCAAAACGUACAUAUAUGUUAACAAAAAGUACAUGACUACUACUGUCCAAAAAACGAAAACCUUUUAUAUAACCAUCCACAAAAAAUUGUUAUAAUUGAGAUAUUACGCGAGAUAUGAUUGUCAUAUCUCAUUUGAAAAAAAAGGGCCUGUUUAAUGUAAUAUAGACAUAUGUAGUUAUAUGUAUACAUAUAUAAAUUAUUUUACGUAAU